Dreissena polymorpha is the source of this 2746-nucleotide messenger RNA. RefSeq lists its product as uncharacterized. Lineage: Eukaryota; Metazoa; Mollusca; Bivalvia; Myida; Dreissenidae. The coding region runs from base 83 to 1576 and encodes 497 amino acids. The transcript is spliced from 7 exons. The record is from RefSeq and is a predicted model, not a curated record.
CGGGUCGUGGUGGUCGCGGUAUCCCAAUACGCACACCGUGUCCAGUCUGGCCAGUUGUCAUCAUAUCUGCCGUGGAACCAAUAUGUGGAUGAUCGGUUACGAUACGAUACAAAAAUGUGUUUGCACUAACGCACAGACUUCUCUGACAAACAAUGGUUGCACAGUAUGUGACGAUAUCAUUUGUGGCCCUGGCCCUGGCCGGUAUAUUGCUGUAGCUGUUUAUAGCGUUUUGACCGAUGUUUCUGUAGAGAGUAGAGAUUCCAAUAAUACCGAUUAUUUAUGCCAAGCAUCCCCAUCCAGCUCUAACCAAUCAGUUUGGGUGAUGUGUGAAGAUGUUACACGCCUAAAUUAUAAAAGGAAUGUAUGGUGCAGAAGUUCUGCAGGGAAGCCAUAUAUUUCGAUUACGACAUUUACUAACUGGGAUGCGGCUAAUGAUCACUGCGCAGAUAAAUUUCACUACCCAUCGUCCGCCGAAGGUUAUAGUGGAAACAGCAAUACAAAGUUGGCGUUUACAAAUAUUCGUCGAGAGUGGACUCUGCACACAGCGAAAAGUAGGUUCAGUGGUCCACGAAUGUUUGCCUACAUAACAAACGGAUCAACAGAGAUAAAGUUUUCUAGCAGUUCAAAGGAGGACAGGAAGUACUUCUUAUGCGAUGGGACUCGACCAAUAGUCACAACCACGACGUCUACAACACUAGCUUCAUCACCGAAAGGAUCGUCAACUGCAGCAACAGCAGCAGGAGUUUCAGUUGCAGUCGCACUUGCGGUAGCAGCUGUUUUGAUCGUUGUUGGCCUUAGAAAAAAAGGGAAAUUGUGCUUCGCAAUCACAAAGGGUUCGACAUAUGAAAACACAGACAGCAAUCACCACAUAUCGUUAGCGAGUAUAGAAUCCAAACCAAACGCAUCCUACCCUGAGUCUACACAUAACGGUUCCUUUCCCGGACCAGUGUCAAACCAUACAUAUUGUGAACAUCAUACCAAAACUGGUACGUCUAAGGAUCUAUGCACCUCAACAGACACAGACGUGGCCUAUCAAAACACCAAUAGAAACCUGGGACUUGCAGCAUCAGAGGUUCACAGCCAUUUUGACCUAGAGAAAGACGGAUUUGAACACCAGAGACAGGCUAUCACGUCCGUUCCAACAGACGUUCAUGACUACUUUGUUCUAGAGAAACAGCAAUCAGCUUAUGGCGAUGAAAAUGGCGGUCCAAAGAACAUAUUGCACGCAAAUUUCGUUCAUGCAAAACAAGGUUUAAGUCGGUCGACUCAUGAAAUGCCUUCAAACGAAGCUAAUCCUUAUUUUGUGUUAGAGAAACAGACCACGCUUAACUCAACACCAAUAAAUACAGCAUUUUCACGUGAUUUGGCUAACGAAGAUAGAGAUAUGUAUCAAGAGAUAGAUUUGAAUGACACAUACGCGGCGAUUGGUGAUUCACGAGAUGACAACAACGAUUACGAUAACACAAACAAGGCAUUUAAGCACUCAAAAACGGACUUCUCAGACAACGUAUACAACCAUCUUAACACUGCUGGCGACGAUUAUGAUCAUGUUGGCAAAGUACACAACAAACUUUAAAGCAAUAGCAAAUGUCUAUGACGUUACGUCUAGUGCCGUGCAAUUAUAAACAAGGCUACGGACAACCAACUUCCCGUAUGUUAUAUCACGAAAUUCAGAAUGUCAUCAAAAAGGCAAAGUGCCAAACUUUAUUCGGCAUUUUUGAAUUAAGGCAGUUUUAACUGCUCCAUUUUCCUUCUGUUAAGAAAUGAAUAAGCAUAAAUACAAUUGUAUUGAUCGUUAAACAAAUUAUUAGCUCAAAAGUUCAUUAAGUUUGGUAUGGAUAGGAUGAAACUGUAACACUUGAGGGCGUAUGCGCCAGUUUAGUUUCACGCAAAUUUGUUUUUACUGUAACACCAGUGUUUGCUUUUUCGGAUAAAAACAAGAUGUUGAUAAUAUAGUAUGAAGCCAAGUAAAAUUGAUUGGACAAUCUGUGUUCCCCGAACUGCACAAUCAGAAUCGGACAAUGAUCCCAUAGACUACACAAACCUUUUGUGUCGCGUACUUGUAACGACAGGGCAUGUCUUGAAUCGAUCGCACUUAUAUUUCAGCUAUUUUCUAGUUGUAAUUUUUCAAACAACGGCUAAAGAUAUCAAAUUAACUUUCAUCUGGAUUUGUUUUAGAUUAUUUGCUAGCUAAAAGCUUGUUGAGUUAAUGCAUUAAGAUGAUUUCCUGUUUAUUGUGCUAUUCAUAAAUUGGAUGUUACUUGUUGUUACAUGAUAAAUGUUUAAUAUGCUAGUACUAAACCAGCAUUUUCUAUUUGUUUACAUGUAAUAAAACUUUACUUAUAAGUUAUAAUAUAUUGUGUUGAACAAACUGAAUACUUUUCUGCAUUAUACUUGUUUUCAUACAUGGUUAAUGGGACAUAAUGCAUUGAUUCCACAGUUUUUCAAAAGAUAACAUCACUUUGUUAGUGCAUGUACAUGUACAUAAAUAUUCUUGUAAGUUUAUUACAGUGUUUUAUAAUUUCUUAUUGUGUUACUAUUCCUAAACAUGCAAAUAAGUGAUUGAAGUGUUUUUUAUCGCAAUACAUUACCAUUUACCUUGUUAUAUAUGUACUCAAUACAUGUAUAUAUACAUCAUUUGCAUGCUUCUGCUAUCGGCUAAGCAUAGAGAGACAAUCAUUUAAAUAAGCUCAUAUGAUUACUAAUACAUCUUUGUUUGUUUUAUGUGUUAUUGGCAUGUGUAAAU